Molecule: messenger RNA, 1092 nt
Organism: Sinocyclocheilus grahami
Lineage: Eukaryota; Metazoa; Chordata; Actinopteri; Cypriniformes; Cyprinidae
Product: breast cancer metastasis-suppressor 1-like protein-A
Exons: 8
Coding region: 334-1092 (252 amino acids)
Source: RefSeq, a predicted model, not a curated record
AUUCCGCGCAGCUUUUCAGAGGGUGGCAUGGCUUAAAAAACAGCAAAACAGAGGGGUUUUUGUGGUUUGCAAAUUAUUAAAAUAGGUCAAGCGAUUUAAUAAGCAAGAGCUGCCUGUUUUCUUUUCAUCGUAUCUAGACUAAUCGACAACUACUGGUAAUUUGCAGGAUUUGAACGUUUGUUAGCAUGAUACAUCUAGAUGUGUAUAUUGUCUGUUUUGUUUUUAGCAAUAACAUCAAGCUAACAAACACAUCUGCUCACAUAAAAGAUUGAUUUAAAGGUGAAAAGUAGUUCAGUUUAUUUCCCGGUAGUCUUAAGUUUAAAAAAAGACGGGAUGCCAGUGCAUUCGAGAGAAAAGAAGGAGAGCAACCGUGAAGAGAUGGAGGUGGAUUUCGCAGAGCAAGAGGGGAGCAGCUCAGAAGAUGAGGAUACAGAGAGCUCUUCUGUCUCUGAAGAUGGGGAAAGUUCAGAAAUGGAUGAUGAGGACUGUGAAAGAAGAAGGGUGGAAUGCAUUGACGAAAUGACAAAUCUAGAAAAACAGUUCACUGACCUCAAAGACCAGUUAUAUAAAGAGAGACUGAGUCAAAUGGAUACCAAACUUCAGGAAGUGAUGUCGGGAAAGGCACCAGAGUACCUGGAACCCCUUGCAUAUCUUCAGGAGAACAUGCAGAUUAGAACUAAAAUUGCAGGUAUCUACAGAGAGUUGUGCUUGGAAUCAGUGAAAAAUAAAUGCGACUGUGAAACCCAAGCAGCGUUCCAGCACUGGGAGAGUGAAAAACUGUUAUUAUUUGAUACGGUGCAAAGUGAACUAGAGGAGAAGAUCAGACGUUUGGAGGAAGACCGUCACAGUAUAGAUAUUACUUCAGAGCUCUGGACCGAUGAGUUACAAUCAAGAAAAAAUAAGAAGAAAGAUCCCUUCAGUCCAGACAAAAAGAAAAAGCCUGUCGUUGUGUCCGGACCAUAUAUAGUUUACAUGCUGCAAGACCUGGAUAUACUGGAAGACUGGACUGCUAUUAGAAAGGCCAUGGCAACAUUAGGACCUCAUAGAGUAAAGACCGAUGGUAAGAUCAUAUCUAUUAGCUACUGUGUUUAA